AGAUGUGUGUGUGUGAUGUGGAGAGCAGGUCGGGCUGAAGACACAUAUAAUUCCCGCACGCAGCCACUUGUGACGAUGGCGGCCGCUGAGGUGGAUGUCUUCGCAAAUGAAGAAAAGCGAAACCUGGAGCUCGGCGGCCAUGUGGGCUUCGACAGCCUUCCCGAUCAGCUCGUCAGCAAAUCGGUCGCGCAGGGAUUCUGCUUCAACAUCCUCUGUGUCGGCGAGACGGGGAUAGGCAAGUCCACGCUGAUGAACACUCUCUUCAACACGACCUUUGAAAAUGAGGAAGCCAGCCACUACGAGCAGGAAGUGCAGCUACGCCCACAAACGUACAAUCUGCAGGAGAGCAACGUCAACCUCAAGCUGACCAUCGUGCACACCGUCGGGUUUGGAGACCAGAUCAACAAAGAACAAAGUUUUAAGCCCAUCCUUGAGUAUAUUGACGCCCAGUUUGAGCGUUUCCUUGAAGAGGAGCUAAAGAUCAAGCGGUCCCUGUUUAACUACCACGACACCAGAAUCCACAUCUGCCUGUAUUUCAUCGCCCCCACCGGACAUUCGCUCAAGUCCCUCGACCUCGUCACCAUGAAGAAACUGGACAGCAAGGUGAACAUCAUCCCCGUCAUCGCCAAGGCCGACACGGUUUCCAGGAGCGAGCUGGACAAGCUGAAGAUCAAGAUUAUGAGUGAGCUGGUCAGCAACGGAGUGCAGAUCUAUCAGUUUCCAACAGAGGACGAGGCGGUGGCAGAGAUCAACUCUUCCAUGAAUACUCACCUUCCUUUUGCCGUGGUUGGGAGUGUGGAGGACGUUAAAGUAGGAAAUAAGAUGGUAAAAGCAAGGCUGUACCCCUGGGGAUCAGUGCAGGUGGAGAAUGAGAGCCAUUGUGAUUUUGUGAAGCUGAGGGAGAUGCUGCUGCGCGUGAACAUGGAGGAUCUCCGGGAACAAACACACGCUCGCCACUACGAGCUGUACCGCCGCUGCAAGCUGGAGGAGAUGGGCUUCAAGGACACGGGCCCUGACAGCCAGUCGUUCAGCCUUCAGGAGACCUAUGAAGCUAAGCGGAGGGAGUUCCUGGUGGAGCUGCAGCGCAAAGAGGAAGAAAUGAGACAGAUGUUUGUUAACAAAGUCAAGGAGACUGAAGCAGAGCUGAAGGAGAAGGAAAAAGAGCUCCAUGACAGGUUUGAGCAGCUCAAGCGGAUGCACCAGGAAGAGAAGAAGAAUCUCGAGGAGAAGAGACGAGAGCUGGAGGAGGAGAUGAACGCCUUCAACAGAAGAAAGGUUGCUGCUGAGACUCUGAUGGGACAGGCGCUUCAAGGUUGCUCACAACAGCCGUUCAAAAAGGACAAGGACAAGAAGAAUUGAUUAGUGGACCAAACGUCCAGGAACACCAGGAAUGUGUGCGUCGUCAGCAUGGGGGGAAAGGAGACUGUCAUGUCUGACAUUACUUACUGACACUGUAUGUGGACUGACUGUGUGAGCCUGAAUACUGUGAAGGCUACGAGCCACUGUGUACUUACGGAUCACAAAGGUAGCUUUGCUCGGUGUGUUUGAUUUGUCUCCUGAUGCUGACUAUGCUCGACACAUGAUAACAAAUCCAGGGCCUGUUUUCAUAACAUGUAGCUUCUGUUAUUUUAUGUUCUUGCCAUGAAUGUGUGUUCAUCUCCAGCCAUGUAUAUGAGUCUCUGGUUCUCUGCGAGACAUUAUCAGAACUUCAUAGGAAAAGGAGGCCAGCACCACAUUGAAGGUCGUAAAAUAUCUAUUAAUGUGAAAUAACUUGCUACUAGUUUGUACUGUACUUGAAAAUAUUGUAUAUUUGAUUGUUGGCAUUUAAAAGAAAAAAAUUGUCUGAACACUGUUCUAUGCAAAGUUACAAAGAACAUAGGAGAAUAUUUCUCCAGUAGGUCUGAAAAUAGGCAAAUAUUUUUGCAUUAUUUAAAUUCAAAAUAAAUGCAAAGUUGGAUGAAGAAAUAGAGCAUCAGUUCAUUUGUCAUGUGAACCCAUUCACCUUUCAACAACCUCAGCGCCCCGGUCAUCCAUUACAUCUGAUUCAAAGCAUUUCCUUCCCACUCACAAGUGGCGCUUUUUAUGUAUUAACAAUUUACAAUUUAACAUCUGCUUUUGCUUUGGUCUUCAGUUCAGAGAUAACAACAAAAAAAGUCACUAAAAUCUGCUCUAAAGUAUUGCAUGUCAUGUGUUACUGAGGUUUGUGUCAUGAUGUUAAUACUGGUCAGACUAAUCAAUGACCCGGUUUUUUUCUUUCCUUUUCAUAGCUUCUUUAGUCUUCCAUCUGCGUGCUCCUUAACCUCAGGAAGGAAUUUGAAUUAGAAGACUUUCUACCACAUCAAAAGAUGACAGACUAACAAUCAAGUGUAUUAUUUUUACAUUGUUUGAUAAAGUUUUAUAAAAAAUGAAGCAUCCCUGGAAGUGCGGUACCUCAACCUUCCACGUCUAGGUGGACAUUUGGUUGAGGAAGAGGGGUCUGGACCCAUACCUUCCUCAGAAAAACAGGUAACUGUUAGCCCAUAUAUUUAAAUUUGCGGAUUUCCCCCCCCCAAAAAAAAUUGCCCUUGAGAAAUGUUUCUGUUUACUUUUCCUCUCCCAACACUGACAAGGAAUUUCCUCCCUUGAUGUCUACUAAACUGUCCUUCAGCGGCACUCUGUAGCAUGGUCUUUGCAUGGCUCCUAAAUGUCAUCUUUCAAGUAUUAAAAGAUACCCUUUGCCAAAAUCUUCUGUUUGCCAUGUUAUGCCUGUAGUUUAAGACUGAUAACAGUUCACACUGUGAGAUAUAGAGUAAUCUAUUAUAUGCUGUUAAAGAUUGUUCAGUGAAUCAUAUUAUGAUUUAGAAGCACUUUAAUCAUAGUACAAAUACUAUAUUUAAUCAUGUGUAUCAUCAUAUAUUGUGUCUUGUCAUACAUACAUGUGUCUGUAAUAUUUAGAUAAAGGCAUUUCAUAGUUUACACUGCAAAGUCUAUAUAUUCUCUUACAUGGAAAAAUCCCAGAUGUAUGUAAAUUAAGGAUUAGCUCUCCUAAUGUCCGUAUAUCUAUAUGGUGGGUCUGUGUGGACACUUGCAGAUUUGUAAAUCCUAAUAUAAUAAAGACUUUAUUGAAAAUGUG
Molecule: messenger RNA, 3112 nt
Organism: Salarias fasciatus (jewelled blenny)
Lineage: Eukaryota; Metazoa; Chordata; Actinopteri; Blenniiformes; Blenniidae
Product: septin-8-A-like
Exons: 10
Coding region: 16-1359 (447 amino acids)
Molecular function (GO): GTP binding
Source: RefSeq, a predicted model, not a curated record